AAUAUAGAAAUUAUCUACAUUUUGUCUCCUUCUUGCUCAGGACUGAUUUAAAAUGAAAGAGAAAUGCUUCCUUUCUUUCAUGUCCUUCCAGGGCCCAUUUAAUUCAUGGAUUCCUCCUUUCUCUGGAAUUUUACAACAGCAGGCGCAGGCUCAAAUUCCAGGACUCUCCCAAUUCUCUUUAUCAACCCUAGACCGGUUUGCUGGACUGUUCCCAAAUCAGAUACUUUUCCCAGCCCAAGGCACCCAGGUGAGACAGCUGGACCCGUCACAGCCUCAAACACCACCACAGACGCAGCAAGGCCCUAAUCAAGUUAUGCCCUAUGUGUUCUUCAAAAUGCCUCAAGAGCAAGCACAGAUGCUUCAAUACUAUCCAGUUUACGUGCUUCUGCCCUGGGAACAAGCUCAGCAGACAGUCGUGCAGUCGCCUCCACAAAUAGGACAGCAGCUAUUCGAGGAGCAGAUGCCAUUCUAUACUCAAUUUGGAUAUAUUCCACAACAAGCAGAACCCGUUAUACCAGGUGGACAGCAGCAACUGGCCUUUGAUCCCUUCUUCAUAGGCACAGCUCCUGAAGUUGCUGUGAUGCCAGCAGGGGGAGUGAUACCAAAUUUACAAAAAGAAAUGAUAAACUUUAAGCAUGUCAGUGCAGGAAUUCUCACUCCUUCAACUUCACAACAAAAACCCAGCACAACAAAUUCUUUCGCUUCUGCUAUAGACCCAACUAUCACCCCAGAGUUCAUGGAAAAGCAGGCCAAGACUGGUAGCCUAAAGGAACCGUAAGAUGUUGUCCUAAUCAUUCAGAGUUUUUGAGGACAGGAUGUGGCGGUGCCUUGGACAUCAUUUUAGGCUAUUUGCUUCCACAAUGUUAGUAUCAGUCAUCUGAAAUAUACAAAAUUUCUUAGCUCUUCUCUUGAAUUUCUUUUUACUUAUAGUUUUACACUCUUUAACAGGUUAUAGAAAAAUAAUACAACCAUUUAAUAAGUCCUGUCUUUACAAAAUUAUAUUGCUUUUCAAAUAUUCUAUCAUUGCAUAAUCUGGAAAGUAACAGCAAUGAGAAUAAAGCUAACAUCACUGAAUCAAUUGGAUAAUUGAAUUAAUAAAGGAUGGCUCUGGAAAAUAAUGUCAUUCAUGAGAAUAAAGAUAUACUGUCA
Molecule: messenger RNA, 1149 nt
Organism: Equus caballus (horse)
Lineage: Eukaryota; Metazoa; Chordata; Mammalia; Perissodactyla; Equidae
Gene: ODAM
Product: odontogenic, ameloblast associated
Biological process (GO): odontogenesis of dentin-containing tooth
Cellular component (GO): cytoplasm; nucleus
Source: RefSeq, a predicted model, not a curated record